AUGGAGAAACAAGCUCUCCAAGGCUGUCUCUGGGGAUGGGAAGCGGUAAGGAGCAAAUGGGGUAUAACUCAAGGUGAGCAAGCUAGGGCUGAGAUCCAGAUUGCGGAGAAGAGGGAGACAGGAACAAACAGGGAGAUUGUGGAUACGGCACGGAGAGAAAAGGAUCAAGUUGACGCUACGGCUCCGCAGGCGAGAAUGGAGAGCAUAUGGCAUGUAUCUGGAUUCAAGCUGCAAACAAAAUGCAAGAUUGGUGUAGCUCCAGCUGCUGGCACUAUCAUGUGCUUCGAGCCGAAGAGUCACAAUACAUGGUGA
Fusarium verticillioides 7600 is the source of this 312-nucleotide messenger RNA. RefSeq lists its product as hypothetical. The record is from RefSeq and is a predicted model, not a curated record. Bases 1 to 312 code for a protein of 103 amino acids. NCBI's taxonomy places the organism in Eukaryota, Fungi, Ascomycota, Sordariomycetes, Hypocreales, Nectriaceae. The transcript has 2 exons.